Molecule: messenger RNA, 840 nt
Organism: Lodderomyces parapsilosis
Lineage: Eukaryota; Fungi; Ascomycota; Pichiomycetes; Serinales; Debaryomycetaceae
Exons: 1
Coding region: 1-840 (279 amino acids)
Molecular function (GO): RNA binding
Source: RefSeq, a predicted model, not a curated record
AUGGGUGAGUCGGACUCUUUGGUGGAAUCGUCCAUGCAACAGAUGCUAUUGUCAUCCGAUAUACUUCGAUUCAAAAUCACUCCGUCAUUAUUAGAUCUCAAACAGGAGGGGAAACAACCACUUUCAAUCGUGUUAACAACAUCCACAUUGUCCCAACUUCUUCAAAGCUUGAUUGAAAGUGGGAGUCUAAUACUCAGUACGGCAGAUUCAAGUGCCAAUUUGUUAAUUGAGAAACAUAUGGGGUGUCCAUAUUGGAAUCUAAACUUUACUGUGAGAUAUACCAUUGAUUUCUUACAUUUACUACUCAAAUUUCAGUUGCCAAGUCACUGUGCUAUUAUCCGAUUGAGAGGGUCAUUAACUCAAAGUUUCAAAUUUGGUGGAUGUUUCAGCAACGGAAUCAUAACCCUUCACCAACCAAAUUUAACUGAUGAGAUUUUGCAAUUGGUUGUAUCUAGUGACAAGAUGGAGACUAUGAUAUAUACACCGCAAAUCACAACCCUAGAUGAGAUCUCCAAUCUUGGCAAACACAAAAUUGUACCUUUAGAAGGUCGAGAUGUGUCUAAUUUGAUGUCACUGAUUUCAACCACGUUAUCAUUUACUCGACGUGAAAUUAAACAAAUUUUGGGUCCUGGUGGUUCAAGAUUGGAUUCGAUACGUAUACAACUGAAAUGUUGGAUUCAUAUCGAUCUGAAUCCUUAUGAACAGAGUGUGAUUGAAAAUAUGAGGUUUGUUGGUAAAAAAAAUCAAAGACAAGAGGUGACCAUAAAUGGGUUGAAGAAGAAUGUUGAUAUCGCUGUUUAUGAGAUACACCAAUGUGUGUUGGCUGAUGAAUCAUUGUGA